Messenger RNA from Aureobasidium vineae, 1890 nucleotides. The record is from the annotation of a GenBank genome assembly. Lineage: Eukaryota; Fungi; Ascomycota; Dothideomycetes; Dothideales; Saccotheciaceae.
CCUGUCCCCGAGACUCAUGUUGUCCACGAGAAGCGUGAUGUUGCUCAUCGCUUUGUCACAUCCAAGUGGAUGNNAAGAGAUAGAUUGGAGAAGGAUACUGUAUUGCCUGUCCGCGUUGGCCUGAAGCAACAGAACUUGGACAAUGGUGCCGAGUAUCUUAUGGACNNCUCGCACCCCGAGUCUCCUAACUUCGGAAAGCACUGGACAUCCGACGAGGUCAUCGCCAGAUUUGCACCUUCCAAUGACACAUUGACCGCUGUUCGCGACUGGCUCGUAAAGAAUGGCAUCUCUGAUCGCAGAAUUACACACUCGGACAACAAGGCAUGGUUUGCCUUCGAUGCCACCACCAAGGAAGUCGAGGAUCUGCUACACACUCGAUAUCAUGAGUUCGAGCACAGCGCCACUGGAAAUUAUGUUGCAGCAUGUGACGAGUACCACGUUCCCAAGCACAUUCAAAAGCAUAUCGACUUCAUCUCCCCUGGUGUCAAGGGUGCAAACCUUCGCAAGCGCGGUCCCAAGAAGACAAAGAGAGCUCUGAGAGGAUCGCCGGCCCGCAAGUCGGCGCCUUUCAUGCCCAAGAACAUCUCUUCUCUAAGCACGUGCGAUCAGGUCGUGACACCCGCAUGUAUCCAGGCAUUGUACCAGAUCACUCCCAACGAUCCUUAUGCCAAAGUCAACCUCAACAACUCGCUUGGUAUCUUCGAGGAAGGUGAUUACUACGCCCAGCAGGAUUUGAACCGCUUCUUCGGAAACUUUACGCCUAACAUUCCUAACGGUACCCACCCUAUUCCCAACAUGAUCGAUGGCGCAAAAGCACCUGUCAGCUUGCAGCUCGCUGGCGGCGAGAGCGAUUUGGAUUUCCAGCUCGCCUACCCUCUUGUCUACCCUCAGACCACCACUCUAUACCAGACUGACGACAUUUACUACGCAUUUGGCAACGACCCCAACGCUACUGGUUUAUUCAAUACUUUCUUCGAUGCUAUUGACGGAUCGUACUGCACGUACUCCGCCUACGGCGAGACUGGCAAUGAUCCAGUUCUCGACCCCAAGUACCCGGACCCUGCAAGCAACGGAUACAAGGGCUCACUUCAGUGCGGCGUUUACAAGCCUACUAAUGUCAUCUCCAUCUCGUACGGCGAGCAAGAACAAGACUUGCCUGCUUACUACCAGCAGCGCCAAUGCAACGAGUUGCUCAAGCUUGGUCUCCAAGGUGUUUCCGUCAUCGUUGCUUCCGGUGACACUGGUGUCGGUGGCAUCAGAGGUGAUGGCUCAAUCAACGGAUGCCUGGGAUCCAACGCUACUGUCUUCUCGCCCACCUACCCCAACUCUUGCCCAUGGCUCACCAACGUCGGCGGCACCAAAAUCUACCCCGGCAAAACUGUCAAUGACCCCGAGUCUGCAGUCAACAUCCCUGAAUCUGGCUACUCGUCUGGCGGUGGCUUCUCCAACCUCUUCGAUGUCCCUGAUUACCAAGCCUCUGCCGUCAAGACUUAUUUUGCCGAGCACGAGCCGCCAUACAAGUACUACACCAAUGGCCAAUACAACAGCACAAGCGGAGGAGUCUACAACCGCAAUGGUCGCGGUAUCCCCGAUGUCGCUGCCAAUGGCGACAAUUUUGGCAUCUUUAACGCUGGUCGCUUCAUCCUCGAGGGCGGUACUUCUGGCUCUGCACCCAUCUUUGCUUCCAUCAUCAACCGUAUCGUUGAAGAGCGCCUUGCAGCCGGCAAAGGACCUCUGGGCUUUGUUAACCCUACACUCUACGAGCAUCCUGAGGUGUUGAAUGAUAUUGUCAAUGGCACGAAUCCUGGUUGCGGUACACGAGGCUUCUCGGCGGUCAAGGGCUGGGAUCCUGUCACCGGUAAGCUCUUGAAGAAACUCUUGGAGUGUUGA